This is a messenger RNA of Cylicostephanus goldi, 624 nucleotides long. The record is from the annotation of a GenBank genome assembly. Lineage: Eukaryota; Metazoa; Nematoda; Chromadorea; Rhabditida; Strongylidae.
GAAGCAGAACGAGCUAUUGAGCAAAUGAAUGGACAGUGGCUUGGUCGUCGCACAAUUCGUACGAAUUGGGCUACACGUAAGCCUGGACAGGGAGGCGGUGACCAGCCUGCUUCGAAUGAGAAAACCUACGAGGACAUUUUCAAUAUGACGACUCCUGACAAUACAUCCGUUUACGUGGGAAAUGUCGCAGGAGAAGAGGACAUUCGUGAAGCUUUUGGGCAGUUUGGCAGGAUACUCGAAGUUCGUAUUUUCAAAGUUCAAGGAUAUGCCUUUGUGAAAUUUGACUCGAAAGACUGUGCUUGUCGCGCAAUUCUCAGAAUGAAUGGUGGCGACCUUGGAGGAAAUACCAUUCGGUGCUCAUGGGGAAAGACCAGCGAUUCCGAUAAACGUAAUCAGGGCUACAGUAACUAUGGACAAGGUGCUUAUGGAUAUGGUGGACAAGCUACUGGUAGCAGCUACGGACCACCUGCUCCUGCCACUGGAGGACCUGGUGGAGCUGCGGCUGCUGCCGCGGCUCAGGCACAGCAACAAUACUACAAUUACUACGCUCAAUAUUACACUACUGGCAGCAGCAGCAAGGAGGCGCUGGACAACCAGGCUCAGGAGCAGCAAAUGGCAACCGUU